Lactuca sativa (garden lettuce) is the source of this 2711-nucleotide messenger RNA. RefSeq names its product CRM-domain containing factor CFM3A, chloroplastic/mitochondrial. Gene Ontology annotation, biological process: RNA splicing, via transesterification reactions. Lineage: Eukaryota; Viridiplantae; Streptophyta; Magnoliopsida; Asterales; Asteraceae. The record is from RefSeq and is a predicted model, not a curated record. Gene Ontology annotation, molecular function: mRNA binding.
UCAGUUAGGUCAUUCGAUGGUAGAGUAUCUAUCUUCUAUUAGGAGACCUUCAUGAAAACAUGGCUCUGGUGCCCACUCGUCUAGACUCGUUUCACACCUCAGUGUACAAGCUCCAUUUCUUCAGGUACUGCUCUUAUAAUCCUUUCAAGAAACACAAAGUCAUUGCUAAUUAUGAGAGUAAUUCGACAAAUUUAAACCCAACCCCCCAUAAAAAAUCCAAAAUCGUUCUUCGAAAUAAGAACAAUGAAGCGGGUUCCAUCGCAGAAUCACCGAUUUUGCAGUCAAAAAGUAACACUAGUGGUGGUUGGUUAGAGAAAUGGGAUGAUACCCACAAGCAUAAUUGGCCAAAAAAGGCUGAACCAGUUUUAAAUUAUCGAUAUGGGGACGAUUCCGAUAGUGAUGAUGGCGGUGUACACCGUCGUACUGGUAGUACGAUGGACAAAAUCGUGGAGAAACUAAAGAAAUUCGGGUAUGUCGAUGACGUUAAAGAAAAGAAAGAGAGGGAAAUCGAGAAGGGGUCAAUCGAGGACAUAUUCUACGUUGAGGAAGGGAUUUUACCGAAUUCCAGAGGUGGGUUUUCACCGGAAUCACCUCUUGGAGUUGAAGACGUGUUUAGGGGUAGUAACGGGAAAGUGCGAUUCCCAUGGGAGAAACCUUCAGAGGACGAUGCGAAUAGGAAUUCAGUGAGGCAAAAAAGUAAGACUUGUGUGGCGGAAUUGACGAUUCCAGAGUCGGAAUUGAGGAGGUUGAGGAACUUAGCUUUUAAAUUGAAGAACAAGACAAGAAUCACAGGUGCUGGUGUUACUAGAGAAAUGGUGGCUUUGAUUAAAGAUAAGUGGAAAUCAGCAGAAGUUGUGAAGCUCAAAAUUGAAGGAUCUGGUGCACUUAAUAUGAGGCGCAUGCAUGAGAUAUUAGAAAUGAGAACCGGAGGAUUAGUGAUUUGGAGAUCCGGAAGCACAAUUGCUCUGUAUAGAGGCGUAGAAUACAAAGACCCUUCUUUAAAACAACAAAAACGCGAAUACAACAAACAACUUUCACAAAAAUCGUCUUUUUCUGACACUACUUCAAUGGAAGAAGAAGAUUCACAAGUCCAAGAAUCAGACACAGACAGAGACAACAGCUAUGAAAAAGAAGUGGACAAGCUUCUAGAAGGAUUGGGCCCAAGGUACACUGAUUGGCCAGGGUGUGAUCCACUACCCGUGGAUGCGGAUUUGUUACCGGGGACCAUCGAUGGGUAUGAACCACCUUUUAGAAUACUUCCAUAUGGAGUCAAAGCUACACUUGUUGGAAAAGAGGCUACUACUUUAAGAAGGCUUGCAAGAGUUCUUCCUCCACAUUUUGCUUUAGGUAGAAGCAGACAACAUCAAGGUUUAGCAGCUGCAAUAAUUAAGUUAUGGGAAAGGAGUUCAAUUGCAAAAGUUGCUCUAAAACGUGGUGUUCAACUAACUACAAGUGAGAGAAUGGCUGAAGAUAUCAAGAAAUUGACAGGAGGGAUACUUUUGUCAAGAAACAAAGAUUUCUUGGUGUUUUACAGAGGAAAAGAUUUCUUGUCACCCGAUGUUUCAGAGGUUCUAUUAGAAAAAGAAAGACUUGCAAUAUCUUUACAAGAUGAAGAAGAGGAAGCAAGAUUAAGAGCAUCAACUUUUAUAACACCAAAAGUUGAAAAAUAUGAACAUUUGAGAGGAUCUACAGGGACACUUGGAGAAAGUCUUGAUGCAAAUGCUCGAUGGGCAAAAAAGCUUGAUGAUGAUCAUAAGAAAAAAGUUCUUCAAGAAGCAGAAGUAAUUAGACAAGAGGAUCUUGUUAGAAAGCUUGAAAGGAAGCUUCGAUUUGCUGAUAAAAAAUUAAUGAAAGCAGAACAUGCGUUAUCAAAAGUGGAAGCAUUUCUGGAUCCAGCAGAUCGACCCGCGGAUCCAAAUAGUAUCACAGAUGAGGAAAGAUUUAUGUUCAGGAAACUCGGUUUAAGGAUGAAAGCUUUCUUACUCCUUGGUAGGCGUGGGGUGUUUGAUGGAACUGUGGAAAAUAUGCAUCUUCAUUGGAAAUAUAGAGAAUUGGUUAAAAUUAUUAUAAAAGAAACCAAUUUUGAAGAGGUUAAAAAUAUAGCAUUAUCACUUGAAUCCGAAAGUGGAGGCGUAUUAGUUUCGGUUGAUAAAAUUUCAAAAGGGUAUGCGAUUAUUGUGUUUAGGGGAAAUGAUUAUAAAAGACCUUCUAAAUUAAGACCCAAAAAUUUGUUAACAAAAAGGAAAGCUUUGGCACGUUCUAUUGAGCUUCAAAGACAUGAGGCUCUUAUGAAUCAUAUCUCAACUUUGAAUGCAAGAAUGAGAAAACUGCAAUCUGAAAUCGAACAUGUUUCAACUAUUAAAGAUAAAGUAGAUGAGGAGUUAUAUGACAAAUUAGAUGCGGCUUAUUCCACAGAAGAUGAAGAUAGUGAGGAGGAAGGAGAAGAUGUGUAUCUUGAUACAUAUGAGAGUGAAGAUGAUGAAGAAGAAGAUGAAAAUGGUGGAUUGGAAAAUGAAGAAAAGGAUUAUGUGGAUCAUCAGCUUGCUGUGUAAACGGUUGGAACGUAGAUAAAGUUAUGUAUAUUGACUCUAAAUUUCAUUAUAAUUGUAAUUUCUGGGAAAAAUAGAGAAAGGUAUGAUGUAUUUUUAUCAUUUUAUCUAUAUAUUCACUUUUAAUAACUAUUUUCUAUACUAUUAUCCGGUUUUGAAAAA